Gordionus sp. m RMFG-2023 is the source of this 1068-nucleotide messenger RNA. Its product is annotated as sepiapterin reductase-like. The transcript has a single exon. The record is from RefSeq and is a predicted model, not a curated record. Lineage: Eukaryota; Metazoa; Nematomorpha; Gordioida; Chordodea; Parachordodidae. Gene Ontology annotation, biological process: tetrahydrobiopterin biosynthetic process. Gene Ontology annotation, molecular function: sepiapterin reductase (NADP+) activity. The coding region runs from base 1 to 1068 and encodes 355 amino acids.
AUGGAAGAGAAUUCUUUAUCCAUUUCUUGCCCUGAAUUAGGUCUCUAUACCACUGAUAAACUCAAUUUUGAUUUACCAACGCUAGCUAUUUUUACAGGUGCUAAUUUGCCCUUAACUAGAACCCUAUCUGAAAAAUUCGUUGAAAAUCUCAAGACCAGUUGCACUGUAAUAAUUUCCGCACCUAAUAUCAAAUCCUUAGAAUCUCACGCUCAUUACCUUGAAACAAAAUGCUACAAUCCUUCCAAAAAUACAAAAGCAGGGUCUUUAAAAUCGACUAUUGAAAUUCAUUGCGCCACCCUUGAUUUUAAUACCAACACCGAAUCCAUAGUCAAUGUGUUUAACAAAUAUUUGAUCUCGAGCAAGACUUACGCCUACAAGCAAGCUAUAAUUUUUCAUAAUGCGGGCCGGAUAACUCUUUCCAAAAGGCCAGAAGAUUUUAGCGCCGAAGAAAUAGGUAAUUACUUUCGGCACAAUGUAACAUCUUCUAUAUGUCUUAACAACGUUUUUAUAGAUGUUAUGGCAACUCAUGACAUUAAAUCGAACCUAAAUACUAAUUCGACUUGCAAAUGCUUCGUAGUAAACAUGUCAUCACCAUUGGCCAUAAAUCCUGUCCAGGGAUUAGGACUUGGGUGCGCUUCAAAGGCAGCGAAGGAAAUGUAUUUCAAGGUAAUAGCUAUAGAAAAUCCAAAUAUAUCGGUGCUCAAUUAUUCACCGGGCCCUGUAAAGGUUGAAACUUGGCAAACCCUGGUUGAUUGUUCUUUAAACUUAAAGAUUAAAAAAGAAGAUAUUUUGACCCCCAUACCAACCAAGGCCAUGGAAGAAAUUUCUUAUUCCUCCUUCUUAUUGAUAGAAACCAAAUCGACUGUUGAAAAUCUUAUAAAACUUUUGGAAAGCGGAAGUUAUUUUUCGGGACAGCACAUUGAGUAUGUUGAUAAACCGAAACCUAAGAAUAUAUCAUUGGAAAGAAAUAUUUCCUCGAACGUGUUCAAGGGCAAACUUAUUAAUUCAAGCAUAGCGAAAUCGGAUUCUUUUUAUAUUAAAAAACUUCAUUUACCUCAAAACAAAUAA